Molecule: messenger RNA, 2750 nt
Organism: Nasonia vitripennis (jewel wasp)
Lineage: Eukaryota; Metazoa; Arthropoda; Insecta; Hymenoptera; Pteromalidae
Product: stromal membrane-associated protein 1
Exons: 8
Coding region: 1240-2628 (462 amino acids)
Molecular function (GO): GTPase activator activity; metal ion binding
Source: RefSeq, a predicted model, not a curated record
UAAUAUAGAAUCGUACUUGUGGAUGGAUCACGAUAUUGUAAGGAAUCGGAGAAAUCGGAAUAUAUUUCUCAAAUCCGCAUUGCUCACAUCUGCAAUGAUGUGGAUUGUCUCGACACUCAGAAAAUACGCGCAGAUCUAUAUAAACGCAAUCGGAUCCGUGAUCUAUAAUCGCACAUUGUUAUUAUAUCGAUUAGCCAUCAGUGCAAAGUGCGGGUAGCAAAAAGACGAUUAAGAAUCAGGGGGCGUUUCUGCAACAUCAUCCUGAUUGCUGUGUACGCUUAUCUCGCAGCAGUUAGCUGCGCCGAUAUGUCUAAAAAAGUUCAAACAUUUUUUUCCCUCAAUCUCAAAAACAGCUUACUUCGUAAAAUAAUUUAAAAAAAAUCAAUAUUCCGAAAACAUGCAUCGCUAAAGAAACCCCUGAGUCCUGCCAUCUGGUAGCAUGAAUUCCAACUUCCAACCAGCCGUAUAUAUAUAUAUCCAUAUCGCAAUAGACAUCCACAACUCGCGCUUGCGCAGCGAGUCAGCGACGCGAACGAGCUUUGCUCGCACCUAUACGCGUGAAGACAAUCUUUCUCCCUCCAACACUCGCACACAUACACAGUAGUGACUCUAGACGAAAAAAAGAGACAAGAAAAAACAUAAUCGUGUCGUCACGGGUGGCCAUUGCUCUUCUCGCUCUGCCGUGCAAUACACACUGUAUACGGUUCGAGCCGCCGUCCUCGGCCUAGUCUGCAUUGCUCUCCCGUCAGCCCACAUCCGGCUCCAGUUUUAAUUUCGGAGUCGUCGACUUUUCAAGUUCGCGAAUUUAAGCCUCGUGCAUUAUCGCCGCGAGUUUGUGCGACAUGUGCGGGUCGAUUCCUAGGCGAUAGAAGGCCGAUUCCUCGAAGCGCAGAGCGAGCAGCUGGCGACUGUAGAAGGAGGCCUGAAAGCAAGAGACACAGCAGCUCCCCCAAGAGCGAGACGGAGACAACUCCACCAUAUCGGCUUAUACAGCGCUCAGGCAGUCCGGAAAGAUAGCCGCCGCGAGAGGGUGCAGGGCGCAGGCAGAGUAGCAGUCGUCGGCAGUGCGUGUGUGGUCGUCGGUGCGCGUCGGAAACCUGUCGUGUCCCUCCUCUCUUCUCUCGCUCGCGCAUUCCUCCCGCAGGACACAGACUGAGCGUAUACAGGCAAUCCUGCGCUGAAAGGCUCGGGAGCUGCAAGUGUACAGAACGAGUAUAAGAGAAAGAAACGGCCACGAACAUGUCGCGGCUCGAGAAGGAACGGGUCAAGCAGAUCCAGGACAAGUGCCAGACACUCCUGACGCAGAUGCUCCGCGACGAGGACAACAAGUACUGCGUUGACUGCGAUGCCAAAGGACCAAGAUGGGCAAGCUGGAACCUCGGCAUAUUCCUCUGCAUCCGGUGCGCGGGUAUCCACAGGAACCUCGGCGUUCACAUAAGCAAAGUCAAGUCCGUCAACCUGGAUUCCUGGACCCCGGAGCAAGUUGUGAGCUUACAACAGAUGGGAAACUCACGAGCGAGGGCUGUGUACGAGGCGAAUCUUCCCGACAGUUUCCGAAGACCCCAGACCGACUGCAGCUUGGAGAGCUUCAUCAGAGCGAAGUACGAGCACAAAAAGUACAUCGCAAGGGAAUGGGUACCACCCCCAUUGCCCAAGGUAUCUGUCAACUGGGAUAAGGAGCUGGACGAGGAGGCGGAGCGACAGCGCAGACGGAAAAAAGACAGCCAGAAACCUACGACUCAGACUGCAUUGCCUCCUGUGAAAAAGCCAGAAGUAGUGCCUCAGAUACCGAAACCGCGAAGUUCCGUCAGCCCGAAACCCAACAGAUCCGUACCUCUGCCCACGGCAACCAACUCGGCUACGCUGGACUUACUCGGUCUGGAUGCCCCAGAAAAUCAAACGAGUACAAAUGGCUCUACAUCUGGAGAUGACAUAUUCACAUCGUUCUUGUCGGGGCCACCUGCAUCAUCGUCGGCACCCGUGUCAAAUGGCACAUCGACGGAGAGUAACAGUACAAAUGCCUCUGCGGCGGCCAGCAAGUCCGAAGAGGAGAGCUUUUUCAAUCAGCCGGCCCCGACGCCACAGGAGAAGAGCAAAAUGACGAAGGAUAGUAUUCUAGCGUUGUACGGAACUCAGCCGAGUCAACCUUUCGGAGGUAACAUGUUCAAUCAGCAAAUGCCUGCCCAGCAGUUCCAGCAGCCAAUGUCGAACGUGGGAGCGUUUAAUCAGCCUCUAAAUCAUUCCCUGCAGUCCCAGAUGGGCAUGCCCGGCGUUAAUCAAAUGAACGUCGCGCCCAAUCAAAUGUGUAUGAAUCCUAAUCAAUUAGGUGCCGCCUCGGGAAACCCUAUGGCCAAUAACUCUGCCAUGACUAUGCAAGCUCAAAUGAUGGUUCUAGGUAGCAAUAACGGAUGGAGCGGGAUGAUGACCGCUCAAAACUUGCAGCCUGCUCCUGGCAGCAAUCCAUUCUUGAAUCUGGGUGCCCAGCCAACGGCUGCCCAACUCUUUGGACAGCUUCCCCAGCAAAUGUCUCAAAUGUCCCUCGGCGGGAUGGGCUUUCCCGCUGCGCCUGGUAAACCAGCGACAGCGUCAUUACCAGGUCAAACGCUUUCGACGAACCUAUGGCAGUAAUAGUCUUCGGACAGUGUGCUCGUUUGGUGUUUAAAAGCUAGUUUUGGCCGGUCUACCUAUUGUCGACCACCGACGUUUAGGAAAAGCAAUGUGACUCGUUGAACUGAAUAAGAUAAAGAAAA